GAGACGCGCAAAAACUCCGCGGCGGCACCGCGCGACUGUUGGGCUCUAACGGGAUUCCCCACUGAGUUCCAGGACUUUUAAGGGGAAAAACCCGGCGAAGGAAACCCGGUGACUUGAAAAAAAAAAUCCAUUCUGCAUUUUAGGCCAAUUCUCCUUUCGAGUUGUCCUCUGUAUCUCCGGGAGGGUUCACCCCGUUGGUCUCGAGCCGAGGCGGUGGGGGCAAACAUCAAAGAGGGCGCUUCACGACAGCCUCCUCCAGUCCAGGUAUUCCCGUAGUCCACCCGUCACCUCCGCCGCCAACAUGGAGUCGGCCACGGGCUCGGCCGCUUCGGAAGGAGCGGGAGGUGAGCAGCAAAGCGGCCGAGCAGCCCAGCGCGUGUCGGCGCCCGAGCGCGCCCCGGGUCCCGGCGCCGGGGGGAGGCCGUCACACCUCACCGGCAAACGCGGUAAGAAAGGUCCCCAAAAAGAAGUGCCCGAGAGCACAGAAAAAACAGAGGAGACCAUUCCAGAGAAAAAGAGGAGGCAGAAAACAAGAAGGAGAAAGAAAAAUAAAUCUGUUUCACAGAAUGAAAUCAAUAGUUUGUUGGCAGAACUCCCCUUUGCACAUACGGAGAUCCGGGAAGAGUUUGGUUUCACUACAACCCUUGGAAAGAAUUUGAAGAAAAAGAGAAAGCGGACUUUAGGAGGUGAGAGUGAGGAAGAUGCUGGUCAAAAGAAGAAAAAGGAGACUCAUCCAAAUUAUUUUGUGUCUAUUCCAAUAACAAAUCCAAAGAUUGUAGGUGGUAUUCAGGCUGUGCAGGAUAUUGUCGUUCAAAAGGACCAAAGACUCUCCAGGGCUAUGAUUCCAGUUCCCACUCUUCAUAUCACUAUUCUUGUGACAAAUCUUGCGAGUGAGAUGGAGGUGAACAGGGCGGUGAGUGCAUUUGAGGAAUGCAAGGCGACGGUGCAGGAAAUUCUACAGGGGACACAGCUGGCGCUGCAAUUUCAAGGGAUCGCACAUUUCCGAGGUGAAGUGGUAUUUGCACAGCUCCUGGAGAACGAACACCUGAUGACACUGACCCGUAUUGCAGAUACUCUGAAGUCAAGAUUCCAGGCAGAGGGCAUUUUGACUGGAGACAACAAACCUUUUAAGCCACAUCUAACCUUCAUCAAACUAUCAAAGGCACCUAAACUACGUCAUCAGGGUAUUAAGAAGGUUGAUUCAAAGCUGUACAAGUCUUUCGAAGAUCAUUGGUUUGGAGACGAGAUUGUUUGCCGCCUAGAUCUUUGCUCCAUGUUGAAGAAAAAACAACCAAAUGGUUACUACCACUGCGAAACAUCAUUCGCUGUGGGGAAAAAACAUGAAUCAGCCGUAAUUAGGAAUGCUGUGCAGAAAGAAACCAUGACAGUGUUGAGCAAACUUAAUCAGAUAAAAGAACUUCUGUCCCAUCCAGAGACUCAAAUGAAAAUUCGUAAUGAAAUGGCUGUAAAAUGUACUCAAUUGAAGCACUAUAAACAGCAGGAUCUAACUCUCAGCAUUGGUUCUUAUGACUUGACAAAACAAACAGAAUACAUUGAUACCACUUCAGAGGACAUGGGGACUCAGACCAUUGAAAAUUAAGAAUAACCCAGAUUUGAUGAAAAUGUUAAAGUUUAAUGAUGUUUUAUUGAUUUUUUUUUCAUUAGCAUGCAUUAUUCCUGCUCCGAAUGCAUCUUCAGUACAACUAUAUAUACGUAAAAAUAUAUUUGCUUUUAUUUUUGCAAAUGUUUUGGCUGUUUCAGUUGCCAUUGGUGAACUAAGAUCGGUGCAUGUCUAUUGCCAAGGAGAAAUUACUGGAGGAAUGCAGACUUUUCUUUGUGUGGUUACAACCCUCGGGAAGGAAGCUGUUCUUCUGAAGAGCAUUCAUUCUACUUGCAUUUGAUUCAGACUUGUUUAUGUGGCCAAAUAAGUCAGGGUGCUAACUAAAAUCAGUAUAUCUUAGGCUAUUUACAGUCCAUCUUGGCAAGAUAGAUAGCUACACAGCGUAGGCUGUGAAAUGGAAUGCAUUUAAAUGAAUUUAUAAAUGUUGAUGCUUGGCACUAUCAGUGUUUGCCAGCUUGUUGCACAGAACUUAACACAUUUCUUCCAUCAUUCUAUGCAAUAGCUAGCAGGUUUUUCUAACAGCUAAAGACUGUUCUCCUAUCUUAGAACAAAGUCUAAACCUGCAUGAGUUUCAGACCAGCCAAGCACCAAAGGGACCAACAGAGAGACAGGCUCUGAGAUUUUAAUGAUCUACCUAGGAUUUAAGCCUCCGUGACUUUAAGGUGUGAAUUUGAAGGGGGCAUCUUAUUUAUACAGCCAAGUAUUUAUACCAAAUAUUGCUCCAUUAUUUUAGUCGUAUUUCAGUUUAUUUUAUAUUGGCAUAUAUAUUGGGAAUACCUCUAGUUAGAAUAUUUUUAUAUAUUUUGGUAGAGUGCAGGUUUUCAAUACAUAUCAAAGCAGCUUCUACCCAAGUGUUGCUUAUUCCAGCUCUAUAUCUGUAUUAGCCAGAUUACCCCGGGUUGAUAUUUUUAGGCAGAUUCAAUGUGCUCAGAGGACUUAAAUGUCUAUUUCAAGGCUGGAGACUUAUGUUCCAAAAUUUUAUUUUGACCUCAAAGUAUCUCACUGAGCCAAUGGGUACAUGAAUUUUUCAGAGCAAUAAAUAAUUCAGAGUGGCUGAAAUGUGAUUUGGCAAUGUGAUCAAAGCCGAAAUUGAUUUCUCAUUGAGUUUUGCCAAAAGCUCCUUUCUAAUAUUACUUCAGAGUUAACUUCUUUAAACCCAAGGAAUAGCAAUCCAAAGAAUCCGAGUGAAAUGUUUCAUACGUUGCUUGAAAACUACUAGAUGUUGUCCUAAGGAAGCGAGCAAGGAGAGGGCCAUUAAACAAACACUGCCUGAAUCAAAUGCACUUGACUUCCUUGCACAGACUAGAAGAGGGUAUAAAAAACACUUUUUCCAGCAUUCAACUCUAUAACUUGAAUAAUGCUUAUAUAAGGAUUUUGUUGUUCAUUGAAUACACUGUACGGUGGUUUUAGCCAAUAACACCUAACACAAUAAAAUAAUUUUAAAAUGAUUAACUGUGAUUUGAUGCAGGUCAAGUGGUGAAAGAAAAUGGUCUGUGGUGUGCUAAUCCAUGUGCCGAAGACUAGUUUUGAAAUGUCAUUAUCGAUCAGUAAUGUGGUUAUUGGCAUCAGUAAAUGGUUGGAACUGUGAUUGCAAAUUAUGUUUUGAAAGACAAAUCAUUGUAUUAAUCAAUUGGUUUUGCAUAAAAGGUUUAUUCCUGAA
Molecule: messenger RNA, 3281 nt
Organism: Callorhinchus milii (elephant shark)
Lineage: Eukaryota; Metazoa; Chordata; Chondrichthyes; Chimaeriformes; Callorhinchidae
Product: A-kinase anchor protein 7
Exons: 8
Coding region: 302-1600 (432 amino acids)
Cellular component (GO): cytosol
Molecular function (GO): protein kinase A regulatory subunit binding
Source: RefSeq, a predicted model, not a curated record